CACCAUUCCACAUUCUGGUUUCCCUCUCAAAUAUGGCUGCAGUUCAACAGAUUUAUUCAGGGAGCGAACUUGAUGCCUUGUUCCCCUCUCCAUCUUCCCCGCCGAACGUGCUUUCCCCUCCGCGGUAUCCUGGUGUUUCCCCAGAAGCAGUCGUAGCUUUGGCAUAUGUCUUGAAGGAAAACUAUACGAAGUACCACAUUUUCUUCAACUACAAGCGGUUCCAUAACCACAUCACUCAUCGCGCGCUAGCACUUUUUGUCACAGGCGCGAGUGGAUCUCUGAUCGAAGAGUUCUACAAACAAGACACCACCUACCAGCGCCCAGCCAUUGAGUCUCCCGAGGCUGUCACAGAAGAGAACUUUAUUGAACAUUUAGGCGAUGACAACUUUUACGCCGCGUACAAAUCCUUCUUCAUCAAGGUUGUCGAUGAAAGGAGCCUCAGCUCCACGCUAGAGGAAUACAUCUUCUCUAAGAAGUACAACUUUAUAGAGGGACGAGACGCGUCCGCCCAGCCGGUGAUGUUGGCGCGCUUCCUUGGAGGUUUGUUCCACGCCUUCAUCCAUGUAGGAUACGGCGCGGAAUUAGGCAUCCCAGGCAUGGUUGUCGAAGGUCUUGCAUUGGCCAGCGUGCAUAAGUAUGAGUUCUUGCCGUCGUAUCUUUUCGAGCCCAGCGGCCCAACUGGAGUGGAAGAGGCAACAACUUGGCUUGCCUCCCUCGUCCUUAACACAAAGGCAUCUACUGUGCCCUCUCAACUCGAACAACCGCCAAAGAACCAUGCGUUUUCUAUUCUUGCCAAGAUCAUGCAAGAUUCGAAAUUCACACCGAAGGAAAUCAAGAAGCAUUUUAACAAUUUUGAUGGCUUGAUGUCCGAGCAUGGUGAUACUUUAUGGCACUACGCUGAACAAUGGACGAUCGAUCCGUCGCAGCCAGGCGAAAUCGAACGCAAGAUGGAAGAAUGUAUUUGGACAAGCACUAUCAUCUACACCAUUGGCGGAUGGAACAAAGACAGAAGUUUCACAGCAGACUUCACAUACAUGCAUCUCGUCACCUCAAGUCUCUUCCUUCCAUCCCUGUUGGCUUACCUGCCACAAAACUCGCAAAUUGUUUUGCUUCGCGGAUACUUUGCAUCGACUCUUGGGUGGUGGAUCACAUGCGGUUUCCCUAGACUGGACAUUCAAGGCUUCCUGAGCGCCACCUCACGUCCUUCGUCAGAAAUCAAGGUCGCUAACCCAUUCCUCGAUAUCGUUCAGUCUGUGAUGACUCACCCAAACGAACAUAUGCCGAAGAUUCAGCGCGCCUUUGCGUAUUUCUCGUCCCUUUAUGGCGCACGGCCUAAGGGUUACUUCAAGGAUACGGAACUGGAGGGUGCAGAAGCUCUGGACGGAUCGCUCUUCCUUUUGGCUGCGAGAUUGACUGGGGAGUAUAUGAGCGAAGGUACUAGGUUCUGGAGCCUAGGAGGGUUUCCUGUGAGCGAUUAGGAGUGGACGAGGGAUUUGAUAUGUAUGUGUUACAAACACCGUUGAACCAAUGACUGUACUUUUCAAACUUGUCAAAUGUGUUGAUCGUCUGAUAUCGCCCAAGACACAGCGAUAUAUCCAUUCACAAGGGGCACGCAGC
Molecule: messenger RNA, 1617 nt
Organism: Suillus discolor
Lineage: Eukaryota; Fungi; Basidiomycota; Agaricomycetes; Boletales; Suillaceae
Exons: 5
Coding region: 33-1478 (481 amino acids)
Molecular function (GO): oxidoreductase activity
Source: RefSeq, a predicted model, not a curated record